AUGAGGAAAAACAGACGAACAUUAAAUGGAGACGAACGCGACGACACUGUCACUUUAGAACGAGUUGAGGCAUUUCCAGUGUUCAGCUGUGGAAGUCCAAAAAACGCAUGGAUUAGGGUCACCUCUCUACCGCAUGAACUCAGCUUCGUAGCUGUCACGCCAAGCAAAAGAAAUAAGACACUGACGAUUUUGUCAGAGCACUCUGAACUCUGA
Toxoplasma gondii ME49 is the source of this 213-nucleotide messenger RNA. RefSeq lists its product as hypothetical. The transcript has 2 exons. The coding region runs from base 1 to 213 and encodes 70 amino acids. NCBI's taxonomy places the organism in Eukaryota, Apicomplexa, Conoidasida, Eucoccidiorida, Sarcocystidae. The record is from RefSeq and is a predicted model, not a curated record.